UUCAAUCCGCAAUGCGAAAUAAUAUUAUAUUGUUAUCAGUGCAGAAUAGAUCAUUACACUCGAUUGCUUAGCUAAAAGGGCAAUUGUAGCGAUUAAUUUGUUGUGGUGACUCCGUUUGGUUGAAUAGCAGCUCAUCGAUCCCAUCGAAAAAAUGUCAGCCGCGCAACAGUAUUGCCUCCGUUGGAACAACCACCGCUCGAACCUGCUGACCGUCUUCGACGAGCUGCUCCAGAACGAGGCCUUCACCGACGUGACGCUCGUCUGCGAGGGCGGCGGCCCCAUCAAAUGCCACCGCAUGGUGCUCGCCGCCUGCUCCCCCUAUUUCCAGAACCUCUUCAUCGACCUGCCCUGCAAGCACCCCGUCGUCGUCCUCAAGGACGUCAAGCACGUCGAGAUCAAGGCCAUACUCGAGUACAUGUACAAGGGCGAGGUGAACGUGGCCCAGGACCAGCUGGCCGCCUUGCUCAAAGUCGCCGAAACGCUCAAAGUCAAAGGGCUGAUCGAGGAGAACCGCUCCAAUCGCACCGUCAAGCAGGAGCUGGCCGAUCACUCGCCCUCCAUAUCCACCUCCAGCUCGGUGAUGCAGAACAUCGUGCACAGCAGCUCCAACUCGUCGCCGCCCCAUUCCACCAAUUCCAUGUACAAGAAUCCCUAUCAGAUGUUCGGCGGCAAGCCGCAGGACUCCAGGCUGAACCUGCCCAUGUGGGCCGUGCCCGGGCUGCCUUUGCCUCCUCACAAUUCGCAACCGACCAAUUCCACACCCACAAGGAUACUGGGCGGUUGCUACGAUAUGUCCAACUCGGACAUGUCACCUCUCAAGAGAAAGAAACUCUCCAGCCUGCUCAUGAACAGAGACACUCCUAUUCUAAGAACGGUAUUGGGACAAGGCCAAGUAGACUCUUCGCAACCCGUCAGCUUGGUUUGCCAUCCAGACAGCGCUGAGCAAACCAAUGGCAACGAUGAUAGAUUGAAGCACAUGAAAAACGAACCGUCAGAAGACGCCCAAUCCCCUUACACGGACUUCACCCCCAUGACCGACGACGAAGAUAAACCGAAACUGGCCGUACCGUCCUCGUCCCCGCAGUCGUUCAGCCACGACAUGAGAGGAGUAUCCACGGCGAUAGCGACCUACGUGCCGAAUCAAAACAGGGAAUGGAAGCGAUACAAACAGUACACCAGAGAAGACAUCAUGUCGGCGAUCGAAGCCGUGAGAAACGGCAUGUCGGCCCUGCAAGCAGCCAGGAAGUACCACGUGCCCAGCCGGACGCUCUACGACAAAGUGAAAAAACUAGGAAUCACCACGAACAGACCGUUCAAACGAGGCAGCAACGGUUCGCCGGCGUGUUUCUCCUACGCCACCGGUUCCCCCUACGGCAGCCAUUUGUCCGAAGGAGACGACACACCGAUGAACAAUACAUCGGCUCUGCUGGACGCCAGCACGUUCCUGCAGCACGCCCUAGACGGCAGAGGAGGCGACGAAAGGGAAGCGCUGGCCGCCAUGGCGGCCGCCGCCGCCGUCCACGCCGCCGCCGCCUCGGGCCGAUCGAGGAGCCCGGGCGGCGGGGGCCGCGCGCGCAGCCCCAGCCCCAGCCCGACGAUGCUCAAGUACAUCAGGCGGACGAGCCUGACGCCGUCGCCGGCGGCGGGCAGCGACCACCACAACUCGCACAGCGAGACGAACGGCAGCAGCGAGCGCGAGCCCGACGACGACGAGGACCAGGUGGAGGACCUGUCGAUGAACAGGAAGGAGGCGCGGGAGGGCGCGACGCGCGUCAUCAUGCCGCCGAUGAACCAGGUGUCGGCGAUCAUCACGAAAGAGGAGCUGCUGAUGGAGGGGCUGAAGGAAGAGGCCAGGCGCGAAGUAAGUGUCGAUUGCGAGGCCGAAUGAGGUCUUUUCUAUGGGACGCUGAUGUUGAGAAGGUUUUUAUACGACCAGUGUUGAAUUUUAUGAUAUAUAGUUUAUUGUUUCGGAUACUGCAUCUAUUAUUGACUGAUGUUCAGUGCAAUAUAUUUUUCUCUUAUAUCUGUGGUUGACCACCGUACUCACUUUUUAUGAUUAUUUAGCUCUUAGAGUAAAGGAAAUCUCAACUUGCAUUAUCUAAACUUGAUUCGUUUUUUUAUCUCAUCAGUUGAUAUACGAGUGAAUCUUUCGUAAAAAAAAUCAUAGAUAGAGAACCAACAGGCAAGUACCUACUGUCUAAUAUGAAAAUAUGGCUAUACUAUUAACGAAUUUUCUUCAACAAACACCUCCACCGCAUCUAACCCGAAUUUAUUUCGAGUACAAUGGGUUGCCUAUUUCUAAGGCACCAAAAAAAUACUUGCCUAUCGGAACCUCUAUACUUAAAAAAUAACUAAAAAUCGCACUAUUUGCAAGUAUUCAAUUGCGUCACUGGUCAAAUUGAGUUUUGAUUAAUACCACACGUAAGUGUUCAAAUGAUCGCGCGGAACUUUUUAAUCUACUAUAACUAAAUUUUAGAUUACUUGUACAGUUGAGAUUCUAGUUUAGUUUUAAAUAGCGUUGAACCGAGUGCCUACGAAAUGCUUGCUAUGAGACCAGCUCACGUUCUUUUGCUGCAAGUUCCUCUUUAGAUAGACGAUGAAAGGAGCCCAACUUCAUAAGACUGAUAGAUUUUACUAAUGUUUAAUUGCAUGAGACUGAUUGAUUAAAUUAAUAAAAAAAAACUAUAUUGAUGACGAUGAUACGAAGCAGAGUAGGAUGGUUGCGUGCGCUCGACCCUAUAAAAUCGCAGAAAAAAUAUUCUAGGCGUUGGAACAAACAACCUAGCGUAUUUUUUUUAUUUUAUAACUCAGUUCGAUCCCGGUGUUUUAUCUUAAAAAAGAUGUAAAUAUUUUUUUACUUUUAUUUUUUUGCUGGGGGGCAUUAAGCCUAAUUUUAGAGGUAGAGAAUUUCUGAUACAUACAAUUUGAUACAUCCAGGUUGGUUUUUUUCAGUUAAAAAUUUUUAUUUUUAGGAUUAGUACCGUCGAGAAACGGGACACAGCCCAUGUUAAAAAAAAGAUGGUUUUCUUUUACGAAGACAUAUUCCGGUUAAAUUCGUACCUCUAUAAUUGCGUAACACGAAGUAAAUAGGAUCAAUGUGAUUGUAAAAAAAUGGUUUAAACGGUUUUGGGGUUUUUUUGUUUGUAAGGAAAAGCGUAUUAAUACGAAAUCGUAGCGUUUAAGUAAGAUUUAAAAAAAUAUUCAACUGGCUCAAAACGAAUUUUCAUGCACUCCCAAUUCGUCAGCUGACUCAAAUUUGUGUCGAGGGUGUUUUUUGUCGCACAUUUUACCGAGUUUUCCGAAGAUCACCGAUUUUCUUAUUACCCAGCACCUUGCCAUAGUUAUUUUGUUACUACAAGUGGCCAUUUCUAGCCAUAGCUGUGAUUUUUCUAGACUGAAUAAUACGAAACACGAGUUUGUCACUAUGUAUAAUAUAUUCAAUAUAAUGUUGUUCACCUUAUUAAUUUUUACUUAUAUUGUUCAAUGUUACGACUGCAGCGAGUCUAGUCGGUCAGGUUUAUUAUACAGGGGGGUGUCUGAAAAUGACGAGCUAAACGUUUUUCAAAAUUAACUCAGAAAUCUUGUAUCGUAUUUUUUUAUCUAUAAAUGACACGUAGUAUUUUUUUGUUCGUCUUUUGCGGACACCCUGUAGAUUUUUCGAGUUCGAUCCGAGGGGGCAGUUUUUUUAGUGUAAUUUAUAGGCGAGUUUGCCGCUCUCGGACCGGACGAAUGUUUUUAAGUAAACGGCUCAUGUUUUAACCAAAUGUGCAAUUUUAUAUUGCCGCACUAUUUAAAAAAUGUUAGUUAAUUUUUUUUUGUUUACAUCAUUAUUUACAAGACUGAAAUUGAAAGAAACAUUGAAUUCUUUAAACGCCCAUUAUAAAAGUAUGUUUGAUUUAUGGUGUGAAUUUAAGGAAUUGAGACACAACUUAUACAUAAAUAUAUUACAAAAAUACGGACCAAUUUAGAUGAAAAAAAUGUGCCUUUUAUUAAUCACUUAUCUACAUUCCAUUAGGUUUUAUUUAUGUUUUUUAAAUUCGGCAAGUUUUAUAAUAAAAUCUAUUAAAUGCAGCAGUUGUGUUGACUUUUUUAAAUGCCAUUUAAUUUAAGACUGAUUAUUUGUUUGUUUAUUGUUAUAUCAAAGUAUUUUUAGAAUUUUGU
Messenger RNA from Phyllotreta striolata, 4161 nucleotides. The record is from the annotation of a GenBank genome assembly. NCBI's taxonomy places the organism in Eukaryota, Metazoa, Arthropoda, Insecta, Coleoptera, Chrysomelidae.